AUGGGAUCGAAAUACAAGGACAAGGACGGCGGCGUCGUCCUCAGCUUCGGCGGCCAGUGGGUGAGCUGGGCGCACACAGCAGUCGCCUACACCGCCUUUCUCAGCGCGCUCAUCGUUGGCGUCGCGCUGCACUACCACAAGAUUGUCCAGAAUGAGUUCUACGGCUAUCCCGACGAAUGGUUCCCGUCCGUCUCCGCGACGAUUGGCGAUCGAUAUCCCGAGCGAUCCUUUUUCAUGAUCUUCAUCGCCAUCACCUCUGGGCCUCGCUUUGCCCUCGUCGGCCUCUUUUACCUCCUCACGCGGAAACCGGGAACGAAGCUCCCCGGCUUCGUCGCGUCCAUGGGUAUCCUGCGCACCCUGACGUGCGGUGGCUGGACCUAUAUCACGUCGACCGAUGACCACGACUGGCACGACAUUCUCAUGAUUUCUUACAUUGUGGCCACCCUCCCUUGGACCACCGGGUGCAUUGCUCUGAGCCCGGCGAACCCAACCGCCAUCAAGUACCGCAAGUAUCUUGCUGGCGCCUUCUUUGGAACACUCGUUCCCUUGAUUUACUUUUUCAUUCGGCACAAGGUCCACCGCGUUGCCGGCGCCUACACAACCUAUGCCUUUUUUGAGUGGGCGUUGAUCAUCCUCGAUGUUGGGUUUGAUGCCGUCACGGCUCUAGACUUUUCAACGUUUGAAGUUCUGGUCAGAGAUGUCAAGGGGACCAGCAAGGGUGAAAACUCUUCCUCGGUCCCGUCUGCCGUCCUGGAGAAGGAAAAGGACAAGGCCACUGGCGGCGUCUUCUCUCUGCGCUUCACGUGGACGGAGGCCUUAGACACUGCCGCAGAUGUCUAUCACGGUUUCGUCUUUUGGUCCAUGUUGACCAGCCUGGGACUGCUCGUAUGGUUCUUCCCCCUCUGGCACAUGGGCAUUUCCGGUUACGAAGCCUUCGUCCUGGUUUCGAUUUCGCCGGUGUUGCUAGUUGGGCCCCUUCGAUCCGUCAUUGUCAGCAACCUCCGUAUCAUCCACGUCCUGUCGCUGGCUGGCGUUGCGGCGUAUCUGGUGAUUGACCCAGUCUACCGCCUCUUCACUGUUGGCUUCGGCGUGGCCCUUGCCACGUUGGGCUGGGUUGGUACUUUGUAUGCCGAGUCCAUCCACGAGACCCGUUUCGAGUCGAAGCUUCUGGGUCUGAUGGUGGGCUUGAUCCUUUCGUCGACCGCCAAGUUCGCGUGGCAGACCAACAACCCCAUCUGGCCCAUCAUGCAUGCUGCCAAUGGCGGUUGGAACGCGACAGGCCUCGUUCUCGGCAUCCUCGCCGCGCUGCGCUUUACCCGCAGGGCGCCGCUCACCAGUGGUUCCGCACCUGACAGCAAGCUCGGAGGGUCCGCUCUUCUUGCUGCUUUUGGCGUCGGCGGAUUGUUCUUCGGCCUCCACUCGCUCCUGUCAGACACCAGCACGAUGAUUCUCUGGGUGUGGGAGGGAUUCCCCAUCCGUGGGCCGUACUUUUCUACCCACGGUUGGUGCACCCUGGCCGCCAUGUCGCUGGGUCUUUUCGCCGGCAUCUCGAAGCCCUCGCUGGCCGGCAGCUGGCCGCAGUACGCCAUUGGUACCGCCGGUGCCAUGGUGCUCACGUUCUUCAGCCACUGGACCGGGUAUUAUGGCGGCCUUGUCAUCGCUUUCUACCUGAUGGCCGUGGCCGUGCCCUUGAUCUCCACCGCGUCCAAGAAGAGUCCCGCGACAACCUUUGGCCUCGGGUUUGGCAUCUACAUCUUCUUGGUCCUGUUCCACGUGUGGGUCGUUGCGUACGCGUUCGUCCCCGGUGGUCCUCUUGUGCGCGAGCACACGGACUGGAUCAUGUACAUCACGAUGGGCCUGAUUGGCGCCGGUGUCUUCAACUACAACGCGUCCCAGCCGAAACGCCAGCAGCCCCGGCGGUCGUCUCCGUCGCAGCACAAGAAGUACUUUGCGGUCUCUACGCUGGUCGUCAACAUUCUCUUCCUGUGUGCUGCGUUCAAGCGCUUCCCCACAAACGACUACAAGCCGUACCAUGCCGAGGAUCGUGUGCUGACGGCCGGCAUCUGGACCAUUCACUUCUCGCUGGACAACGACAUGUGGUCGUCUGAGUACCGAAUGCGAGAUUUGAUCAAGGAGUUGGAGCUUGACGUCGUGGGCCUCCUCGAGUCGGACCUGCAGCGCAUCAUCAUGGGCAACCGCGACACGACCCAGUUCCUUGCAGAGGACCUCGGCAUGUACGUCGACUACGGGCCCGGCCCCAACAAGCACACGUGGGGUGCCGCCCUCCUCUCCAAGUUCCCCAUCGUCGAGUCCAAGCACCAUUUCCUGCCCAGCCCCGUCGGCGAGCUGGCCCCGGCCAUCCACGCAACGCUCGACGUCUACGGCGAGCUGAUCGACGUCUUCGUCUUCCACUCCGGCCAGGAGGAGGACCCCGAGGACCGGCGCCUGCAGUCAGAGUACCUGGCCAAGCUUAUGGGCUCGACGCCCCGCCCGGCCUUCCUCCUCAGCUACCUCGUGACCAAGCCGCUCGAGGGCAACUACAACACGUACGUGAGCAAGACGUCGGGCAUGCACGACAUCGACUACACGGACUGGGACCGCUGGUGCGAGUACAUCCUGUACAAGGGCCUCAAGCGCGUAGGCUACGCGCGCGUCAGCCGCAGCACCAUCACCGACACGGAGCUCCAGGUCGGCAAGUUUGUCAUCCCGCGCUCCAGCGCCGAGGCCGCCCAGCUCGAGGCCCGGCCCGCCGAGGAGCGCGACCGCCGCGUCCAGGAGCACGAGGUGCCCGCCGGGUGGAGGUUCCCCGCCAUGUUCAGGGGCAACGGCGUGAGGGACCACCGGUACCACGUCUUUGACGAGCCGCGAUACUUUAACUAG
Purpureocillium lilacinum is the source of this 2880-nucleotide messenger RNA. RefSeq lists its product as uncharacterized. Gene Ontology annotation, biological process: fungal-type cell wall organization; GPI anchor biosynthetic process. Gene Ontology annotation, cellular component: endoplasmic reticulum. The record is from RefSeq and is a predicted model, not a curated record. Lineage: Eukaryota; Fungi; Ascomycota; Sordariomycetes; Hypocreales; Ophiocordycipitaceae.